AUGCCGGGAGAGUCAAACUUUGUUAUCGAGGACCAGAUUCUGGGCACUUCGAUCACUUGGGAAAUGGUUGAGACCGAUUUUCAAAAGGCCUUUGAAGUUCCUUCACGCUGUGGCCCAAAUAGAGACGCUCGUAUGAUCGAAAACGGCGAGAAGGGCAACACCUCGCUGCUAAUCAGGGCCGAUUUUGAUUGGGACACGAAAGAAGAGGUCCUGCCGAAAACAGCUCUUCUAAAAAUCAUCAGUUGUGAUAAAUUCAAGAGCGUCGGCGCAAACAAUGCGCAGAUGAAUUUCCGCGGAGAGAAGGAACGGGCAGCCUGGAUGCACAACGCCGAGUGGAAUUUGUAUGAAAGGGCGCGGGAAUGCCCCGAAUUUGCUGAAAUCGCCAAGCUUCCGGCGUAUUAUUGCGGCCGUGCCUUUGAUGAAGCUCUGGAAGCCGGCUAUUUGGCGAUGGAAUUUCUAGAAGGCGCUGUCUGCCUACCGGCUUACGGGGUACUUGGCGUUGAUGAGGUCAAGCAACUCGUCCACCUUUCCAGCGCUACGGAGGAUAUUAGUAAAUUCAUUUCGGCUUCAUUAUCACCAGUCGACUAUCAGAAUAGCAAAGCGGAACUAUUGCGCUACUACUAUAAAACGAUGGAAAAAGAGGUGAAGCACCAUCUACUGCCCUGGAAAGGUCACGAAGAGUUUUUGCAAGAACACGAAAAGUGCAUGCCGCUGAUGGGGCUGAUCAGUCUACCGAUCGCCUUUUAUUACGAGGAUAAAAUUUUUAGAGAUUUUCCAGGCGCCACAUCUGAAAAAGAAGCCGCUCAAGAGCUUUUCCGAGACAAACUCUUUUCGUCGUUGGACGAGAUUGAAGCCGCCGUAAAGAAGCAUUAUAUU
Messenger RNA from Mesorhabditis spiculigera, 876 nucleotides. NCBI's taxonomy places the organism in Eukaryota, Metazoa, Nematoda, Chromadorea, Rhabditida, Rhabditidae. The record is from the annotation of a GenBank genome assembly.